Leishmania mexicana MHOM/GT/2001/U1103 is the source of this 273-nucleotide messenger RNA. RefSeq lists its product as hypothetical. Lineage: Eukaryota; Euglenozoa; Kinetoplastea; Trypanosomatida; Trypanosomatidae. The transcript has a single exon. Bases 1 to 273 code for a protein of 90 amino acids. The record is from RefSeq and is a predicted model, not a curated record.
AUGGAUCUGUGCGGCACCGAUGUCUUUCCCUUUCAAGGCGGGCGGUUGGGGACUACCCCAACCGAGGACUUCUACUUGACAACUCUUGAGAAGAAACUGUUGCGGAUGUCGGCGAUGGAGCAGCUGCACGCGUGCUGUUUUGCUGACCCUCAGCUGCCUACUGCGCGGGAUGGUGGCGAGCGUUCGCUUCUAUGGAGCGUGCUGCGCGAAUCGACGCGCGUGUUUUUGUCUCUGAUGUUGCUCCUCUGCGUCGUGGCGCACCUCCUGAACUGA